Molecule: messenger RNA, 5819 nt
Organism: Eriocheir sinensis (Chinese mitten crab)
Lineage: Eukaryota; Metazoa; Arthropoda; Malacostraca; Decapoda; Varunidae
Gene: Nep1
Product: neprilysin-1-like
Exons: 13
Coding region: 71-2050 (659 amino acids)
Biological process (GO): protein processing
Cellular component (GO): plasma membrane
Molecular function (GO): metalloendopeptidase activity
Source: RefSeq, a predicted model, not a curated record
UCCCGCAGACACCUCAAGAAUAUGCCUGACGGAGGAAUGCGUCAAGACAGCCGCAUCCCUGCUGGAGGCGAUGGACCAAACGGCGGACCCCUGCAACGACUUCUUCCAGUUCGCCUGCGGGAUGUGGAACCGCAAGCACCUGAUCCCGGAAGACCGUGCCUCCAUCAACACCUUCGAAGUCAUGGCCGACCAGCUGCAGAAGAUCCUGAGAGGCCUUCUGCAGGAGCCAAUCAAGAAGGACGAGGGGGAGGCCACCAGGAAAGCCAAGUUGUUCUACACGGCCUGCAUGAAUAAUAGCCAGAUUGAGGAGACGGGAGACGGGCCGCUGGUGGAGGUGCUGGAGUCCCUUGGAGGCUGGCCGGUCACCACGCCCAACUGGACCGCCCCGAACUUCACGGUGGAGACGCUGAUCGGGCGGCUGCGGGGCGAGCUGAACCAGGGCAUCCUCAUCGACCAGUGGGUUGGGCCCGACGACAAGAACAGCUCCGUCAAUGUUAUACAGCUAGACCAGAUGGUGCUCGGACUCUCCAGUCGGGACUACUUUCUGAGAGCAAACUCCUCCCGCAGAGCACUCGACGCCUACCUCAAGUUCAUGCAGGACGUGGCGGUGCUGCUGGGCGCGGACAGCGAGUCGGCGCGCCAGGACCUGACGGAGGUGCUGGCCCUGGAGACGCGCCUGGCUAACGCCACGAUGCCGGAAGCCGACCGUCACGACACAGGGAAGAACUACAUGAAGAUGAGUCUGGCGAAGCUGAAGAUGGAGGUGCCGGAGUUCGAGUGGUCGGACUACCUCUCCGCCUUCCUGGACGAGAGCCUGACGCCGGAGGAGCCCAUCGUGGUGUACUCCAUGCCCUACCUCAAGCGUCUGGCCAAGAUUAUGGUGUCCACGGAGACGAGAGUGCUGUGGAACUAUGUGCUGUGGCGUCUGGUGCUGGACGUGACGCAGCACCUCAACCGGGACUACCGCGCCCGCCGCCACGAGUUCCAGAAGGUGCUGUUGGGCAUCCAGUCUGACCGCAACCGCUGGAACCUCUGCAUCGACUGGACCAACAAGCGGCUGGGCAUGGCGGUCGGGGCGCUCUUCAUCAAGGAGAACUUCAACCCGGAGAGCAAAGAAACAGCGCUGGAGAUGAUACACACCCUGCGAGACGCCUUCUCCGACCUGCUGGAGGAGAACGACUGGAUGGAUGACGAGACGAGGGCCGUGGCGAGGGAGAAGGCCCAUGCCAUGAACGAGAAGAUCGGGUACCCGGAGAUGCUGACUCGGCCUAACGAACUGGCCAAAGAGUACCAGAAUCUGACCAUCGUGGAGAACCAGCACCUUCAGAACAUCUUUAACUGGCUCCGGUACGACGCCUCCAAGAAUCUAGGGCGCCUGCGGGAGGACGUUAACAAGUCAAAGUGGUCAACCGCUCCGGCCGUCCUCAACGCUUUCUACAACCCAAACUUUAAUGACAUCGUGUUCCCAGCAGGCAUCCUUCAGCCGCUCUUCUACUCCCAACACCUGCCCAAGUCUCUCAACUACGGAGGCAUUGGCGUGGUGAUCGGCCACGAGAUGACUCACGGCUUCGAUGACAAGGGCCGCCAGUUCGACAAGGAAGGAAACCUGAAGCAGUGGUGGAACAACAGGACCAUUCAGGCAUUUAGGGAACGAGCACAGUGCAUCAUUGAUCAGUACUCCGGCUACAAGGUGGACCAGGUGAACCAGUUCAUCAAUGGCAGGAUGACACAGGGAGAAAACAUAGCAGACAAUGGUGGAAUCAAGCAGGCAUACAGGGCUUACCGGCAGUGGGUGGAGAGGAACGGGGAGGAGAAGCUGCUACCCGGCAUCGACCUCACCCAUGACCAGCUCUUCUUCCUCAACUAUGCGAGGAUCUGGUGCGGAACAAUGAGGCCGGAAGACGCCCUCUCCAAGAUCCGCUCCUCUGUGCACUCCCUAGGGCCAAUCCGCGUCCUUGGGCCACUGUCGAACUCGCAGGACUUUGCCAGGUCCUACAACUGCCCCGUCGGGAGUAGGAUGAACCCAGACAAGAAGUGUUCAGUGUGGUGAGCUGGCGUGGCAGUUUGUCCUUCAACAACAGCCACUCGAGGUGAAGAAUGUGUCAUGUAUCCACUCCCGUCGCUGCUGAUGAGGCGGUUGUUUGGUUUGUUGACAGGCUGAGUUGUGUCGCUCCUCACCUCACCUCACCUCACCUCACCGCGAUGUCUUGACGCAGAGGAGAGAGAGUAAAAGAGAGCGAGAGAUAGUUAAAAUAAGAAAGAAAAGGAAAAAAGUGAGAGAUUAGAGAUGAAAAAAAAGAAAGAAAGUAAGAGAGAAAGAGAGUUGGUUUAAUCUCAUCUCUUUCCCCUUUUUGAAGUCACGUCUUGGUCACAGUCGGAACAAAAUAAUGAUGGAUUGGGAGGAUGAAAAAUUUUACCGGUGAAUGGAACUUUUUUUUCUUGAUUAAGUCGUCUUUGAUUAAUGAUGUUUGUUGUGGGAGGGACAAAGACGAUAAUGUUAAGUUCCCUUUUUUGGCGUCGAGACCUCUUGUUGUGUCGGGCGAUCGGGUUCCCUUCACAGCGCCUCUACAGGAAAAAAAUAAUAUAAAAAAAGAGAGACCACGCGAGCCGCAGGAGGGAUUCUGAGGAAGCCCUCAAACACUCGCGCUGGUUUGCUAGGACCAGAAAAAAAUAUAUAGGCGAAAUAAUAUAUGGAAAAAAUCUUUCUUGGAUAUAUUUCUCACGUUCGUAGUUAAGUAGUUGUUCAGAAUAUAACAAAAAGAACAUAUUUCAGGGGAUAGGUUUUAAAAAGGCGCUAAAACUAUAGAGUACAGACUAUUAUUAUCAUUAUUAUUAUUAUUAUUAUUAUUAUUAUCAUUUUUACCAUUGUAUGUAAUUCUUUUGCUCCUAUUUAGCAAGCUUUCGGACGGUUAAUGCAUUCCGUCACUAUACAAACAUAAAUAUAUAUAAGUAAGUAUCUCCCGUAAGUCCUUCCUCUCCGUUACGCCAACCAACAUAACAUAUCACUCUACAAAACAUAUCCUUGGCACCAGUAGUGUGUAUCCUAUAGGAUGCUGGACGCUGCAUAACCUCCUACAUAUCCUUCCACGAACCUCAUCAUUCAUCUUAGAGAGAGAGAGAGAGAGAGAGAGAGAGAGAGAGAGAGAGAGAGAGACCUAUCACUUUACUACCUGUUCACAGACUCUGGACCGAAGAAUGCAGUCAGUCCCUAAAUCUUUCUACUCCGGGUCUCGAUCGCAUAUUUUUACGUUGGUCUGACCUCCUGCCCUUCUGCCGGCGUCUCCCUUUUCGUUCUCUUCAUAUAUAUACCGUAAUAAUAAUAAUAAUCUAAUCAAUCCUACACGAGGACUAGAUAGGAGCAUUCCUCUUGUACAUAGACCAUGAUACGCGAAGAUUAAUUUUCUAUUUUUAUGUAUCAGUAGAAUACAAUGUUUCUCUCUUUUCGUUCCGGCUAACGUUAAGUGUGUUUAGGACGUGUCGUGUGUCGCCUUUUGGGUCUCCCCGCCUCCCCCUCCUCCCCAUCACACGCCCCCCUUAUCAUAAGAACAUGGUCUGCAAGAGGCCGGUAAGCUUAUGCAAGGUCAUGUUAGGCUGGGAAGGGGCAGGAGGAAUAGGAAGGGCUGGUGGAGGGAUGUGGGGGAACCGUAUGUUUUGGGAAAGAAAAGGAAAGGGAGUGAAGGGAUGUUUUGGGAAAGAAAAGGAAGAAAGGGAGUGAAGGGAUGUUUUGGGAAAGAAAAGGAAGGAAGGGAGUGAAGGGAUGUUUUGGGAAAGAAAAGGAAGGAAGGGAGUGAAGGGAUGCUUUGGGAAAGAAAAGGAAGGAAGGAAGUGAAGGGAUGGAGGAAUGGGAAGGGAAGGGGAAGGUGCAAUGGAGAAAUGUGUGUGAAAGAAAUGGAAGGGAGGAGUGAGGCAGUGAUAAGUAUGGUUCAAGGAAGAAUGGAACAGAGAAGGGAAAGUGCGUAGAAUUAUGUAGUUGGGUGGGGGAGGGCGGUAGGAGGGAGGGAGGAGAAGGGAAGUGAAGGAUGAUAAAGAAAUGAAAGUAAAGAAAGGAGGGAGGGAGGAAACACUAACAAAACCUAAACACAUCAAAAUUCAAUAACCUACAUUCGGCGUAUCUGGCACCACCUCCUCCCGGGACACAGAGGGACAGUAUGCGGACACAGAAAGGGACAUAAGGCAGGGGACAUCAGGUGGCAGAGUACGACCCGCCUCCUCGUGACGGGUUGUUAGGAGUUAGGGAGGCGAUGGGAAGGGAGCAGGGGCGGUGAGCGGCGACGUGGAGGCUGCAGGGGUGUGACACGCGACACGACAUAUCAGUACAGGGUCAGUUCGCCAGUUCGUACGCAGGAUUCCAAAUAGUACUCACCAUUGAGGGGAAAAAAACUAUUCCGAAAAACUGAGCAAAAAUUUAAUUAUGGUUCAUUUUACAGGUCAUCAAACAGUUCACCUUCACCUGAGCGCAAGUUUUCAGAGUAGUUCCAUUUGCCGGGGGGGCGUUUACCUCCACUGAUUGAUUUCCCCGUUGAUUACGAUCACUACAUGUUGGAAGGGUGCGUACUAAUUGGCGAGCCUACCCUCAUUAUGGAGUACAGUAUAUAAGCGCUAUUUUACACCUCUAACCUCAUGCAGUAUUUUGACGUUAAUGCCAACCUCCCCAUCCUCCUCCUCCUCCUCCUCCCUCUUGAUCUUCCCCCUCCUCCUCCUCCUCCUCCUCCACCACCUCCAUCUCCUCCUCCUCCCUCUUGAUCUUCCCCCUCCUCCUCCUCCUCCUGUUCCACCACCUCCACCUCCUCCUCCUCCCUCUUGAUCCCCCUCCUCCUCCUCCCGUUAGUGCAGCUCUACCUCCUCCCGCCGUCGUUCUCAUCCCCAACCAAACCACCAAACAACCAUUUUUUAAUUAAUUCUCAGAGACGAGUUCGCCGACAAUACGUUGUAUAGAAGAUUUUAGAAGCAAAGGUAACACAAACCAUGAUGUAUUAUUAUUAUUAUUAUUAUUAUUAUUAUUAUUAUUAUUAUUAUUAUUAUUAUUAUUAUUAUUAUUAUCAUUAUUGUAUGUGUCAUGACUAAUCCUUAAAGGACUUUAGGUUAUCUAUUAAAAAUACUUUGGUGUCACAUCUCUUCGUUCUUCUUGAACAGUGGUUCCCAAUGUUCUAGCACUCGCGACCCUCUUCCCAAAGUCUUCAAACCCAUGCGACGCCCCGACAUCAGUAGUUUAUUUUACACAUUUUUAAUACACUAAUUUUCACCCUUAACCAUCCCUCACAUACCCCAAAAGAUACCCUGAUGUUCCUUCUCAACACACACCUGCCGCAGCACACAACACCAGCUGAAUAACAGCACAGAACACAAUCUCAAAACGAUAAGCUAUGAAAAUUAAUGUCCCAAGCCGUUUCUUUCUGGCGACCCUCCCCAAGGGAUCGCGACCCACGGAUUGGGAACUCCUGUUCUAGAAACUGAAUACUGACAUGUUUAUUUUCUUCCUCAGUUUUCCUUGUUCAUCACUGGUCUUUGGUAUUCCUUCGUCCGUGAUUUCUUUCUCUUUUUCUUUCUUGAGGUCUUUGAAUUUUCUUUUUCAUUUUUUGCUUCAUGUGUUUUUCCUGGUUCGUCCUUGGCCUCGGCGACUCGUCUCGUUGGGGCAGCACCGGCAGGCCGCCUCGACUCUGUACUAGUUCAUGUGAUGUCAGGAAGAGGACUAUUUUCAUUUUAUACUGAUUUGUAACAUAGACAAAGAUUUUUAUUGCACAGAUUACCGCUUUGUAUAUAAGUGAUGCAAUUAUUGUCGCCAUUUUAAACAAUUCAUGAAUCAUAAGUCAAACUCCUGA